GUACGCAUUGCAUAGCUGCACACGCACGUAUAUACACAAAGCAAUGCAAUGGUCAAUAUGAACAGUUAACGAGGCCAACUGACGAAGCAGCAGUCGCGAUGAGAAUCAAUCGGCUGAGUUGUAAUUUUUAAAGGAGUCGUUUAGGAGUCGCGGGAACAAACGGGUUCCAUUGUGCGCGUCGGCGGUUUCAACAAUAGACGGUUUCUGAAUUUACAUGGAAAAAUUGUGGAGUACGGAGGUGAUUGUUUUUUCGACCUGUAUGCCCACAAACGCAUGGACAAAUCGACGCGAAAAAAUUCAGAGAUUUUCGUUCAUAACGAAGAUACGUUCAGCUCGUGCAAUAUUCGCGUUGCAUAAGAUGCAGCAUAUGCCUGUCGUUGCGUCAUCUCACGCUCAUCUGGUCCACCGAUUUCGCGUCAUCGCAGAGACGACGAAAAAACGUAACAGCAUGCCGGAUGUAACACAGAAUCCGCGGAUGUGCAGAUUAUUACGAGCGUCCUUACACAUCCGCGAAGUUCGCAUGAAUGGAAUCGAAUCCGUAGUAAUUCUCACACUUCCGACGCGCUUACGCGAAUGAGUCAUCGCUGAAGCUCGCGGAUCACACUCGGAGGUUUUCAUACAAACGGACGCGUUACUCAUUGCGUGCAACGCUAACGAGUCACGAUGAGUCUGCGAGAUAAUAAAGCCGAUCAUAAGUUUAUUAUAUUUUGGAAAAAUAUAACAUAUCCUCUCUCCUCGAAAGAUAAGAUAACAGACGUAAGACUUGUAUUCCGAGAUCUGGAAGAGAUCGCAAAAAAACCUCGCGUUUUUUUUACUUUUUAUAAUUACAAAGUGACAAAUAUUAAGAAAAUUUA
Messenger RNA from Wasmannia auropunctata (little fire ant), 854 nucleotides. RefSeq lists its product as uncharacterized. The record is from RefSeq and is a predicted model, not a curated record. The coding region runs from base 215 to 577 and encodes 120 amino acids. NCBI's taxonomy places the organism in Eukaryota, Metazoa, Arthropoda, Insecta, Hymenoptera, Formicidae. The transcript is spliced from 2 exons.